Cantharellus anzutake is the source of this 1977-nucleotide messenger RNA. Its product is annotated as Alg9-like mannosyltransferase family-domain-containing protein. Bases 163 to 1647 code for a protein of 494 amino acids. The transcript is spliced from 8 exons. NCBI's taxonomy places the organism in Eukaryota, Fungi, Basidiomycota, Agaricomycetes, Cantharellales, Hydnaceae. Gene Ontology annotation, molecular function: alpha-1,6-mannosyltransferase activity. Gene Ontology annotation, cellular component: endoplasmic reticulum membrane. Gene Ontology annotation, biological process: protein N-linked glycosylation. The record is from RefSeq and is a predicted model, not a curated record.
AAGAGCGGAAAGGGCUACCGCUGUCCAGUGAACUCUCGUGGUAGCUCUUAGGUCGCUUUGGAGAGGCCAUCCUAAACCUAGUCGAAGACCAGAGGAUUUGUGGCUAUGCAUCGGAACAGACUCUGAGGGCCGCCCUUACAUAGCGUCAGAGGGAAGAGCGCUAUGAUCAUAGACAUUCUCCUAUAUGCUGUGACUGCUUUGCAUGUCCUUCUUGCUCCCUACACCAAGGUGGAGGAGAGUUUCAAUUUGCACGCUCUGCACGAUGUCUUAAUGUAUGGUGUGAGCUUGGAGAACUUGUCAAAGUAUGAUCACUUUGUCUUUCCGGGCGUGGUUCCUCGAACCUUUAUUGGAAGCCUGAUCCUUGCGACUUUGGUCAAGCCUGUGCUAUUUUUCGCCAACGAACUUGGCCUUUUACGUUCUAAAUCCAGUAUCCAGGUCGUUGCCCGGGUUGUCCUUGGAUUAGUGAAUGCCUAUGGUUUGACCCUCGUUCAACGGGCUGUGUCGAGGCAAUUUGGGCGGAAAGUUGGUUCGGCUUUCCUCAUAACUAGUCUCACUCAGUUCCACCUACUGUUCUGGAUGAGUAGGACGUUGCCGAACACGUUUGCGCUAUUCCCUGUCAAUAUCGCGUCGAGCCUCUUGAUAAGAUCAUCCCCAUCAAAACCCCAUGUUUCGCUCCUCGCGCUUGCGCUGUUGAUGGCCGCGGCUGUGAUUUUUCGGGCAGAGCUGGUUCUGUUCCUGGCGCCUUGGGCGUUGCAAUUACUUCUCACCAGAAGAAACUCUUUAAUUUCCCUCGUAGCAACAGGCAUAUCGGCAGGGCUUGCCGCGCUUUUCGUCACGACGCGUAUGGACGCGUAUUUCUGGAAGCAGGAAACCCUGUGGCCAGAGUUAGCCGGGGUUUUGUUUAAUGUCUAUGAAGGGAAAAGUGCGGAUUGGGGGAUUUCCCCAGCACAUGCAUAUUUCUUCUCCCUCCUCCCUAAAUUGCUCAUGGGAGGUGCACCUCUAAGCAUGAUAGGGUUCCUGGUCGAUUCCAGGAUCCGUUUCAUCCUACUUCCGUCAUUAGCAUUCGUGACACUUAUAUCAGGGUUAGCCCACAAAGAGUGGAGGUUUAUCGUUUACGUUGUGCCAAUCUUCAACGUAGCGGCCGCUCGAGGAAUUUCGUGGUUGUUAGCGAGAAAAGGGCUUUUGAGGCCAUUCUUGACCCUGGUGGUCGCAGGGUUGCUCUUUGGAAAUCUUAGCGCGACUGUGCUGCUGUCUGUGCUCUCACAAAACAAUUAUCCCGGUGGGGAAGCGUUGCACCGGCUGCAUAAUUUGGCCGAUGAAACUCAUGCCAGAGUUUACAUCGACGAUUAUGCGGCGCAAAGUGGUGCAUCACUCUUCUUGCAAGAGCGAGGCCCUCCACAAUUGUCAUUCCGCACAAACGCCAUUCCGAGGAUGGAUUGGCAGUACAUCAAGUUGAAGUUUAAUAACACUGACACAUUUUCGCAUGCUCUUGUCGAGGACGUCCGGGAGUUGGGUGGGAAGUGGGAAGUGUUGGAUGUGGUACAGGUUCAAGAUGGCCUGUCAUUCGGAAGUGGUGAUAAUGAGCUCUGGGAUCGGAUUCCCCGCCUCAGGAUGAAGAAUGCUCUCUGGAUAGUGACUCGUCGCUAAAUGUGCCUGACCAGGAUCGGCGGUGCCCGAACUGGCGUCCCAAAAGUGGAGAAUUUGUCCUGUGUAACUGGAUUAAAAAUGAGAUCAAAUAAUGUAACAUAAAAGGCAGUCAUUUGUUGGAAGCACGAAACUCCGCUCGAGUAGCAACAAGUGUGGCAACUCACUAGUUUCUUUCUUCUUUUCAUCGUGACUCUUCGUUUCGUUUUUAGUUCACUGUACUCCCUUUGACCCAAUUUCCACACCUUUCCGUUCCGUCGCGGGCGUUGUGCUUUCAGCUGGAUCUCAUCAUUCGGACUCACGCCAAUAUAUCGCCAAAGUUUCACAUCACUC